This is a messenger RNA of Camelina sativa (false flax), 426 nucleotides long. Lineage: Eukaryota; Viridiplantae; Streptophyta; Magnoliopsida; Brassicales; Brassicaceae. The record is from RefSeq and is a predicted model, not a curated record.
AUGAUACUUGGCCCACUAGAGGACUGCGCAGACUCCGUCCGCGCACUAAAGAAGAGGGCGCGUCAAGUUUGCAGCCUUCAGGCAGCCCUAAGCGAACCUCCACUUUGCUCGGACCCCGUAUCGUUUACUUCGGAAGACGCCAAGGGAAUCCAACACCCCCAUUCGGACCCUCUAGUCAUCGACGUUGAACGGGUUUUGGUCGACACGGGAAGUACCGUCAAUGUGAUAUGCUGGCAAACGCUAGAAAAAAUGGGUGUCACGCCGGAACAACUGAAACCCGAAUCUCGCACACUGACGGGCUAUGAUGGGGUCGCCAAACUUUCGAUGGGCGACGUGAAGCUGCAGGUGCGAGCCGGCGGAUUGUCCCGGAAGACCAAGUUCGCAGUCAUCGACGCGCCAUUUUGGGGGUACCGUGGAUAUACGUGA